ACGAACAAGAGUACAUCGAUAUUGAUACAGCCAGUGUUUUGCAGUGCUUUAAAAUGCUGUCAAAAUGCUGUCAAAUUACAAUUGUUUCAUGUGAUGUGUUUUAUUAAUAAAGACAAAUCGUAUGUGUUGAUGUAGAACAUAUUUAUAUUAUAUUGGGCGUUUUAUUCAAUUGAUUUAGUGACUGUUAAGCGCACACCGUCUAACAUAGUCGAGAUUGAGCCGAUCGAGCGCGAAACAUCGGUUUUCAUUAAAAUGGCUGUCAAAGAGAGACAAAACGAAACCUCGUUCGACGAGAUUGAAUGGAACGUGGAAAACGAAAUUCAACUUUUUUUCGCCAUGAACGGACACAAGCCAGUUGGUAUCAAUAAAUAUUUCCACAUGGUGUGUAUAUGGGAAAAAUUUCGUGCUGCUAUUCAUAAAGAUGUUCCAUUAAAAAUAAUUUGGGAUCACUUGGAAUCCAUGUACGACCUUGUGUCUUUGGACGAUAUGGAAGGUUUACCUUUUCCUGGUCACGAGAUAGAUUUUUCCUUACCGGAGACUGAAUUUAUAGGAAAGCCGCGGAAGAAGGAAGAAUUAGAGAUAAAAUUGAAAGAUCAGAGGGAUAAAUACAAAGAAAUUAAAAAAGAAAAAGACAUUAAAGAGAGUUUUAAGAAAGAUAGUAUGUUACGUGAUUUUAAAGGAAUCAAAGAUGUGGAAAAGAAAAAAGAAGAGAUGAAAAAAAAUGUGAAGGAGAUAGAAAUGAAAAAGGAUAAAUUUAAGGAUAUGAAAGAGACAAGGAAAGAAUAUAAAUCAUCAAAAGGACGUUCAAAAGGGAAAGCAGAAGAGAGUGCAUCAAACGGAAAGAAGGAGCGUAAAGAAUCCGAAUCUAGUCGCGAGCUCGCGAAAAGGAUUCCAAAGAGACCAACUAGACAAAGUGUGGAUAGUUCUUCCAAAGCUUCUUCCAGUCCGCGCGAUACACCUCCGCCAAAACGAAGACGAAUAUAACAGUUAUUAUAAAUUAAAAAGAUAUUGUUGCAUGUCUAAAAACUUUAGUUAUAUA
Molecule: messenger RNA, 1039 nt
Organism: Mycetomoellerius zeteki
Lineage: Eukaryota; Metazoa; Arthropoda; Insecta; Hymenoptera; Formicidae
Gene: MrgBP
Product: MRG/MORF4L binding protein
Biological process (GO): regulation of transcription by RNA polymerase II
Cellular component (GO): nucleus; NuA4 histone acetyltransferase complex
Source: RefSeq, a predicted model, not a curated record